CACGCGCUGGCGGGCGGCGCGGGGAUCGGGGCGGCGGCGGGCGGAGGAGAGUGGGGAGCGGUCGGUGGAGCCCCGCGGGGCCGCCGCCCGCAGCCCCGCCAGCAUGUCCGCUAAGGAGCGGCCAAAGGGCAAAGUGACCAAGGACAGCGUCACCCUCCUGCCCUGCUUCUACUUCGUAGAGUUGCCCAUAUUGGCAUCUUCUGUUGUUAGUCUCUAUUUUCUUGAACUUACUGAUGUCUUCAAGCCAGUUCACUCUGGAUUUAAUUGCUAUGACAAGAGUCUGAGUAUGCCAUACAUUGAACCCACACAAGAGUCUGUUCCCUUCUUGAUGCUGCUGAGUCUGGUUUUUGCUGGACCGUCAAUUACGAUAAUGAUUGGAGAAGGGAUUCUCUACUGUUGCCUGUCCAAAAGAAGGAAUGGGAUUGGAACAGAGGCCAAUAUUAAUGCAGGAGGAUGCAACUUCAAUUCUUUUCUUAGAAGAGCUGUCAGAUUUGUUGGUGUUCAUGUGUUUGGUCUUUGUUCUACUGCUCUUGUUACUGAUAUUAUACAGCUAUCAACAGGAUAUCAGGCACCAUAUUUCCUGACUGUGUGCAAGCCUAACUACACAUCUUUAAAUGUAUCCUGCUCAGAGAAUUCGUAUGUUGUGGAAGAUAUUUGCUCAGGAGCUGAUCUCAAUAUUAUCAAUGCUGGAAGAAAGUCAUUCCCGUCUCAACACGCCACCCUGGCAGCCUUUGCAGCAGUGUACAUUUCGAUGUACUUCAAUUCUACAUUAACAGACUCCUCUAAACUUCUGAAACCACUCUUGGUCUUUGCUUUUAUCAUCUGUGGAAUUAUAUGUGGCCUGACUCGUAUCACCCAGUAUAAGAAUCAUCCAGUUGAUGUUUACUGUGGCUUUCUCAUAGGAGGAGGAAUUGCUCUUUAUUUGGGUCUGUAUGCUGUGGGGAACUUCCUACCAAGUGAUGAGAAUGUGUUUCACCAAAAUUUUCACAGAGAACCUCUAAGGUCUUUGACAGAUCUCAGUCAAGAUGCCAACAGAAUCCUGCCAGGUAAAAACAGUAGCAGUGGUGAUGGCAUUGUCUCUCACCGUACAGAAAGUAUCCUGAACAGAAACCACAGAGACUCAGGGUCUCUGACCAAUAUCAAGAGAGCAAAUGCUGAUGUAGAAAUAAUAACACCACGAAGCCCUAUGGGAAAGGAAAACAUGGUUACUUUCAGCAACACUCUUCCAAGAGUCAAUACACCAUCCUUAGAAGAUCCAGCAAGACGAAAUGCAACAAUACAUGCAUCAAUGGAUUCUGCCCGUUCCAAGCAGCUGCUUUCCCAGUGGAAGAACAAGAAUGAAAGUCGGAAGUUGUCACUGCAGGUAAUAGAGACUGAUUCUGGGCAGUCACCACCGAGGGCUAUUGAAAUGAGGUCAAGCUCUGAACCCUCCAGAGUGGGUGUAAAUGGUGAUCAUCAUGCCCCAGCUAGCCAAUACCUGAAAAUUCAACCUGGCAGUGUACCAGGUUGUAACAACUCAGGUCUUUCUGGUGGGCCAAGGGUCUCUAUUCAGUCACGUCCUGGCUCAUCACAGCUGGUGCAUAUUCCUGAAGAGACUCAGGAGAAUGUGAACACAUCGCCUAAAAGUAGUUCAGCUAGAGCUAAAUGGUUGAAAGCUGCUGAGAAGAGUGUUGCAUGUAGAAGCAAUAGCCAGCCACGAAUCAUGCAAGUAAUAGCCAUGUCUAAGCAGCAAGGAGUUCUUCAGGGCAGUCCAAAGGGCUCAGAUGGAAGCACAGUCACUUGUACAGGAGCCAUCAGAUAUAAAACCUUGACAGACCAUGAGCCAAGUAGCAUUGUCAGAGUUGAGGCCCAUCCAGAAAAUAACAGACCUAAAAUUCAGAUGCCAUCAGAAGGUGAAGGAAGUGGGUCAUGGAAAUGGAAAGGUCCUGAAAAAAUCACCCUUCGUCAAACAUAUGAGCUAAAUGAUCUUAACAGAGACUCUGAGAGCUGUGACUCCUUAAAAGACACUUACGGAUCGGGUGACAGGAAAAGGAGCAACAUAGAUAACAGUGAUCAUCACCAUCAUGGAAUCACUACAAUAAGAGUCACGCCAGUGGAGGGAAGUGAGAUUGGUUCAGAGACUCUGUCCAUUUCUUCCAGCCGGGACUCAACACUUCGAAGAAAAGGUAACAUCAUUUUAAUCCCUGAGAGAGGGAGCAGUCCAGAGAACACCAGAAACAUCUUCUAUAAAGGCACAUCCCCAACACGAGCAUACAAGGAAUGAGAGGAGACAUAUCAGCUGGACCAUACCACCAUGAAGUAAACACAUCUUGACACAGGUUCUGCUCUUUGUUUUGAGCUGAUGUUUACCUUUGAUGUGCCAACUUAUUGACCAGCAGCCCAACUGUUCUUGAACACUGCUGAUGUGCAUGAGCCUGUGGAAAGCACGUGGUGGGGGAAAAAGCACAAUGCCAGAACCUAGCUAAUGUGAAACAUUUCCGUGCAACUUGUUUCUUCAGACUCAAAAUGUUUAUCUGAGGGUGAUGAUGUCAAUCAAAACAAUGGUCUUGAACACAAGACACUUUAUUUCCUGAAUGUGCCAACUUUUUAUUUUAUAUUUGUGUCCAAAAUCAACUGAAUUUUUCACAGCAAAGGCUGUAUCAGUGGUAUAUAUUCAACCUUGCAUAAUUUGCACCAAAUCUUUAAUACAGGAUGGUGCUGAUGAUAACCUUACAUGUUUUGGAAAAUUGCAUACUUGUUAGACUCUACAAACACAUGAUGUAUUGAUGUGCAGUUACUUUAAAAGUAAUAUUGCUAAUAUUAUGAUGAUGCUGGCUGCAGUCAUUUAGCUUAGGAAAUAUUUACAGCUUUGUUAUAGUGGAUCUGUCACAUUCAAAGAUUGCAAAGUUUUUGUGUAGCUCUUUAAGCUGUCUACUGCAACAAAAAUGUGUGGGUGACAUUCCAUUAGAAUGGAAUAUCUGUUUUGAAUGGUUUUGCUGCUACUGCUCAACUUCUGUUUAAGAACAGGUGCUACUAAUGAAAAGGCUGCUUCUUAGUGGGCUAACUUGUAGAAUUGUGUUAAAUUAUGUUUUUCAAGGGGUCUUUUAAAGUAGUACAAGUAAUUCAGAUUUUACAUUUUUAAACAUUUUACUCUGUCCUUCAGCAACCUUUCAAUUUUUCUAUUAGUUUUUAACCAUAUAAUGCAGGACACCAAUAACUGCAAGAUGUGCAAAUGUGAAAGGCAAGCCAUGAGUUAACAGAAAUAAAUGGCCACUUUCCUGACCAGCUUUCAAGGACGUAGUAAUUAAUAUCAUAGCUCACACUUAGCAGCAGUCAUUCACCUCACUUGCUUAGUAUGCCACAAGAACAAUCACAAGUUUUCACUUCAGUCACCAUCAUUUAGGGAAUUUAUGUUUCACUUCGAAGAUGGAAUGACUUGGUAUUGCAGAAUCACUGAAUAAGUGUUGCAUUGUGCCACUACCAAUGUUCACCUCCCUUGAGACACCCUCCAGAUCCUUCCUAAGUAAUAUACCUUUUCACACCACUGCCACUUAAGAAUAUGGAGGGUCUCUGCACCUGAGAGAACAUGGAUUAUUUUUAUAAUUUGAGUUUCAAAUAUAACAAAAUAAGUUGUCUGCUAGAACUCUCCAUUGCCAGAAGUUUUUGAAGGGAUAAGUUCUGAAGGGAAUAUGCAUAGCAUGCCCUGGGCGUGCUAGAAGAAAUGCCUCAUUGCAUUUGGCUCUGACUUAAACCAUGAAGGAAGAAGCCAGGGGCAAUGCUUAUCCAGUGCAGCUCCUCGUUUUCUCCUAGAUUAUUUCCACCUGAAGGAGAACUAUCUGGCACACCUCCCAGCUCCACUGCUAGGAGGGGGGGGGAAACAUUUAGCAAUCCCCUCACUGAGGAAAUAGGGCAGAUUAAGUCUAUUCUCUGGCUGCUUGUGAGGAGUGUUUUGCUGUAAGUCCUCUUCUGAUUUAGGGUACCAGAGGACCAGAUACAUUUGACGUAGUCUGAACCUGUCUGUGGACCCUUCCCAACAGAACUCUGAGGAAAAGCCCACCCAGCCAAGUAGGAGGUAGAAGGAAGAAUCAUCCCAACUCAAGAUGAUAAAUAGCUCAACACACACAGAGACCAAAAAAAGGAAAAAAACAAAACAAAAGAAAACAAAAAAUCACUCAAAAAAACCCACAAAACCAAAACAAAAUCCCAAACCCAAGCCCUGUCCUAAGUAAUUUUGUAGGUGUAAGGACAGUGUUUGCUAAUCUGUAUAGAAAAGAAGGGAGUCAAUGGAAAGCUUUAUAUACCUUCCCAGUUCUACAGGUGCUCCAGGCUUAGCUGAGUGCUGUCAGGCAACCUGAUCAAGUAAUGCUUCUCUGCCUUGCCCAUCGCCCAAUGUGUGGAACAGCUUAAGCUUUUCCUAACAGAAGACAAGCCCAUGAUACAUUUGAUGACUGGGAGGAAGUAUUCUGCAGGUUACAUGCAAGAAUCUUAGUAGUAGGGUUGCAGCAUAUUGUGUGUGUUAAAAGCACAGUAUGUUGAAGGCACACUUUAAGGUACAUUAGCUGGGAAAAAUAAACAUAGAUGCCAGGGAAAAAAAAGAACAAUUUUGUAAAAAUUUGUUCUCAGACUAAUAAAGUCAUACUUUUUUUUUUCUUUUUAAAAUAAUGAAACUUACAUCCUUGGUAUUUAAGUAUUUACUAUCAAUUUUUGUACAAGGUUCCUAGGAAUUACAAACACUUGGACUGUCAGGAUCAAAACCUUUUGGAUUUAGUUUAGUCUAGGUACCAGAUAAAGCAGGUAGGAUUAGCUUUAAAUAAAUGGGUAAGACAAAAUCACUGUUGGCCCGUCAGUGCAGGGAAGUAAGAUGCAAUUGUUUGUUAGUUUGUAAGUGCAGGGGAAAAGAACACAAGUAGAUGAACCUGGAAAUAAUGGAAAAUUGAAAUGGAGAUUAUGGCAAUAAAGCAAAGAUUAGAAAAUGUUCCCUCUGGAAAUUUAGCUGUUUUGGAAACAGCAGGAUUCCUGGUGAGAGUGUUUGUUCUUUAUUCCUUGGUUUUAGAUAUAUAUCAGCAUAUGUGUUGCUUUUAUUACUCUAAAACUCGCUGCAGUAUUUCAAGUGCAGUGUGAUAUUUUUCCUAAGGUUUCCUAUUUCUUAACAAAAUAUUUUAAAGCUCUUGUGUAAUCAUUGAAAUUGUGUUCUUUACAUAAAUAUUGAUAUAUUCUUUUUUACUCCAAGUGCCAAAGGCUACUGUUUUUAAUAAUGGCUUAUCAAAUUAUAUUACUUCAGAGAGUAGAAAUAUAAUAAUAAUAUAUACAUUGGAACUCAGACCUCUGCAUGUAUAUUUGAUAAGAAGCCUUUUGUAAAAUUACUCUUUGUUUACAUUCCACUGAUACCUUAAUUUAAAAUUAAUCAAAUAAAUUGGCAGGUGACAUCUUCUUAGUGUUCUGAUUUUCUUACUUGCUAACAGGCACGAAUUUCUUUGUUAGGCUGUGCUUUACUGAGAAAAGAAAAUAUGAAAAAAUAAAAUAUGUUUUUAGAAUUCUCUAUAUAAAGUAUUGUGUUUAAUAAAAUGUUAUGCAAUGUUUUAAAAUGGAGAAAAUUUGUAAAUUGCUAUAAAUGUAUUUUGUUAAAUAAGUACAGAUCAAAGCUACCGUGUGAGUUUAUUGUGCUAACAUCAUGAAAAUAAAGAUUAAAUUCCUCA
Messenger RNA from Calypte anna (Anna's hummingbird), 5675 nucleotides. It is a transcript of the gene PLPPR4, whose product is annotated as phospholipid phosphatase related 4. Lineage: Eukaryota; Metazoa; Chordata; Aves; Apodiformes; Trochilidae. The coding region runs from base 104 to 2263 and encodes 719 amino acids. The transcript has 7 exons. The record is from RefSeq and is a predicted model, not a curated record. Gene Ontology annotation, molecular function: phosphatidate phosphatase activity. Gene Ontology annotation, biological process: signal transduction; phospholipid metabolic process; phospholipid dephosphorylation.